CCGACCUCCCGGCGCGCGUGUCCUACGUCCUACCCCUACCUCGCGAAUUGCCCGAGCUACCCCGCUCGCACGCACCGCACCACCCGUCGCAGCCGUAGUUUGCCCCCGUAACAAAGCGCGACGCAGACUCCACCUCCCUCGCUUUCUCUAUCUCCCCCUCGCCUCCCACCCUUCCCGUAUCUUGCUUGUCUCCUCCGCCGCCUCGCCGGCGGCCCGGCAGGACCUCCCCUCAGAGCCGACCGUGCCUGCGCGCGUCCCUGCGCCGGACCGCGCGGACGACGGCCGACCGCGCGCCACGACCAUGGCGGCCACCGCGGAUCCGACGGCGAAGACGCCGGCCACGCAGCCGCACCGCCUGAAGCCGUGGGGUCCACCACAACCGCCUCGUGGCCACUGCGUGCCUUCCCUGUCGUCGGUCUCCGGGGGGGCCGGAGCCAUCCGCGAUCGGCGCCGCUCCUCGACGUCCCACCGACGCGGUGGUGCCGACGCCGUAGACGAGGGACCUUACGACGACGGGCUGGAAGAUCUCCGGGCUAAGCUCAUGGGCCACGUCCAUGAAGCCGCCGACCGCCUUCGGCUGCCCCCGGCGACGCCCCAGCGGUCGCCGGAGCCCGAGCCUCCGGCAGCGCCGCUUCCUCCGCCACCGCAGGACGCCGCCGCGGUUGUGGCCGCCAGCAUGCCGUGGACGCUGAGGGAGCGAAAGCGUCGUCCAUCAGGCCGCGGCAGCACGGGCGCCGCAUCGUCCGCGACGCCGUGGUCGACGACCCCGGCGGCCAUGGCGCGGCACGACGGCAUGCGCGGUCCGUUCGCUGUGGCGCUGGAUGCGGAGGAGAUCGAGGAGGACGUUUACGCCCUCACCGGCGCCCGUCCGCGGCGGCGGCCCCGGAAGCGGGCGCGGGUCGUGCAGCGGCAGCUCGAUUCGCUGUUCCCGGGGCUAUGGCUGACCGAGAUCACCGCCGACGCCUACCGGGUCCCCGAUGACCAGUAAGCAGGCAACCCGCUACCAUAUCCGGCCGGCCGGCGAGCUCUGCCAUUCUCUUCUUCUGCCCACGCUUUGGGUUGGGGUCACCAGCAACAACAACAAAAUGUAUGGAGUAGUAAACUAGGUUUAGCUGAGUUGACAGGUAUUGUACUUCCGAUGUCGCGUCUUUUAACAUUGAUUUCCUGCUUUCAAAUCUAAGCAGCGCUGCUUUAUUCUCUCUCUCAUGUAUAGUUGUAGGGUCUGUGGUCGUGUCUUGUAAUCUACUACUCCUAAUCCAUCUAGAUCGCCAUGCUUCGUGUAAUCUGCCAUCGUA
Messenger RNA from Triticum aestivum (bread wheat), 1295 nucleotides. RefSeq lists its product as uncharacterized. NCBI's taxonomy places the organism in Eukaryota, Viridiplantae, Streptophyta, Magnoliopsida, Poales, Poaceae. The transcript has 2 exons. The record is from RefSeq and is a predicted model, not a curated record. The coding region runs from base 302 to 988 and encodes 228 amino acids.